AUGGCACCAAAGACAAAGAAGGAAGUUCUUGCCCUUGCCAAAGCAGAAGCCAAAGGAAAAGCUUUGAAGGCCAAGAAGGCAGUACUGAACAGCAUCCAUAGCCACAAAAGAAAGAAGAUCCACACAUCAACCACUUUGCGGCAGUCCAAGACACUAAGGCUCUGGAGGCAACCCAAAUAUCAUAGGAAGAGUGCCAAGAGAAACAAGCUUGACCACUACACCAUCAUCAAAUUCCCCCUGACCAUUGAGUCUGCCAUGAAGAAGAAAGAAGACAACAGUAUAUUUGUGUUCAUUGUGGAUGUCAACAUCAACAAGCACCAGAUCAAACAAGCUGUGAAGAAGUUCUACGACACUGAUGUGGCCAAGGUCAAUACUCUCAUCAGGCCUGAUGGAGAGAAGGCAUAUGUUCAACUCGAUCCUGACUAUGAUGCUUUGGGUGUUGUCAACAAAACUGGGAUCUUCUAA
Messenger RNA from Cynocephalus volans (Philippine flying lemur), 465 nucleotides. RefSeq names its product large ribosomal subunit protein uL23-like. The record is from RefSeq and is a predicted model, not a curated record. Lineage: Eukaryota; Metazoa; Chordata; Mammalia; Dermoptera; Cynocephalidae. The transcript has a single exon. Bases 1 to 465 code for a protein of 154 amino acids. Gene Ontology annotation, molecular function: structural constituent of ribosome. Gene Ontology annotation, biological process: translation; ribosomal large subunit assembly. Gene Ontology annotation, cellular component: cytosolic large ribosomal subunit; ribosome.